Coffea eugenioides is the source of this 1550-nucleotide messenger RNA. RefSeq names its product 2-phytyl-1,4-beta-naphthoquinone methyltransferase, chloroplastic. NCBI's taxonomy places the organism in Eukaryota, Viridiplantae, Streptophyta, Magnoliopsida, Gentianales, Rubiaceae. Gene Ontology annotation, molecular function: 2-phytyl-1,4-naphthoquinone methyltransferase activity. The coding region runs from base 5 to 805 and encodes 266 amino acids. The record is from RefSeq and is a predicted model, not a curated record. Gene Ontology annotation, biological process: phylloquinone biosynthetic process. The transcript is spliced from 7 exons.
GCACAUGGAUAAUGCGAUAAUGUCAGCAGCAUCGCUCCACCGGACUCUUCCCGCGCUACCAGGGCAGCACUCCCGACCAGUUUUCCGGUCCAAAACCCGUCUGGUCCGAUGCUCCAACGAGCGCCAGGUGCUUUUUGAUCGCAUUGCUCCUGUCUAUGACAACCUGAAUGACUUGUUGACUGUUGGUCAGCACCGGAUAUGGAAAAGAAUGGCUAUUUCUUGGAGUGGAGCAAAAAAGGGAGAUAAUGUGUUGGAUGUAUGUUGUGGAACUGGAGAUUUAGCUUUUCUUCUAUGCGAUAAAGUUGGACCUACUGGCAAGGUGGUUGGUCUUGAUUUCUCAAAGGAGCAGUUAUUGAUUGCAUCUUCCCGACAGCAUUCACAAUCAAAGACUUGUUACGAAAAUAUCAAGUGGAUCGAGGGCAACGCAAUUGAUUUACCAUUUCCGGAAUCUUCCUUUGAUGCUGUUACUAUUGGCUAUGGACUACGAAAUGUGGUAGAUAGGCUUAAAGUAUUAGAGGAGGUAUGUCGAGUUCUAAAACCAGGGUCCAAAGUAUCUGCUCUUGACUUCAACAAGAGCACUAAUCCCUUCAGCACCUCCUUUCAGGAAUGGAUGAUUGAUUAUGUUGUUGUUCCAGCAGCUGAUAUUUAUGGCCUUGCAAAUGAGUACAGAUACUUGAAAAGGUCAAUAAAUGAGUUUUUAACAGGAAAGGAGUUAGAGAGGCUUGCGUUGAAUGCAGGCUUUUCUAGUGCAAAACAUUUUGAAACUGGUGGAGGACUCAUGGGGAACUUGGUAGCUGUACGAUAAGGAUACAUUCCCUAAUUCCUCUCGUCAGUGAGAGGUAUAUGGCUCUUGAUUUUUGCAUUUUUUUUAGUUGAUGCAGUGGCUCGGAAUUUUGGAAAAUUUUCCACGUCUAGCUCUGAUAUGUGUAUUUUGAAUGGUAAAUCGCAAGUGGCUACUGUAGUUGUAGCAUUUGCUUGUAAUUUUACGGAUUUUGCGGGUGUCCUUGACAAUGAUAAAAAGACAGAUAUAAUGUAUGUGAAAUUAAAAGCCGGACAAUGAUAAAUGCUAGCUGCAGCUACGUUCAAAUAUUCUGUGUUGGACCUGGCCUUCAUGCCUAUGAAAUUAUAAAGGAAUACAAACAAUGAUAGUCUCAGUUGGCCACCGGGGAGGGACCUUUGCCCGCCUUGUGUGUAGGCAAGGGUUUGAAACCUCUUGCCUGCAUUUUUCGUUCAGGAUUUCUUGGACCAUUUUCGGAGGUGGUUUAGUUCCUUUCGAGUUCUCAAUAGCUUAGUUGGGUUCCAUCCCAUCCCCCCCUGGUAUAAGAUCAUUUGUAAAAUGUUGUCCUCGAAAAAAAAAAUGAUAGUGAACGAAGGAAGAUCGAACGAAAAUGUAAUGACAAUUUUGCUAGCAAGCUGGACAAUACACACUCAAAGAAGUUUGCGACAGUCACAAACACAAACACAAAUUUUACAAGAAAAGGCGUAUGCUUGAUUUAUUAAAACUCUAGUAUGUACAAAAAGGAUAAGAUUUCUAAAGUAAAGAAUCAAAA